CGACAAUGACCUUCUCAAUUUUGCAACAACUCACUUGGAAGACUACAAUCAUCAAGAUUUUAAUCUGUGCAUAACCUCCGAAGUACCGGAUAGCCAAGAAAACAAUCAUGGCAGACAACAAUAUUGUUGGUCGGUUGGCAUUGAUCACUGGAGCUUCGAGCGGAAUCGGAGCAGCAUGUGCAAGAGAUCUUGCAGGAAGAGGUGUUCACUUAGCCUUGACAUACUCUAAGAACAAAGAAAGCAUGGAGAAGAUCGUGGCAGAUAUCAGAGUCUCGAGUCCCGAAGCAGCCAAGUUACGUUUGUCAAUCCAUAAAGUUGAUGUAGGAGUCGUUGAUGAGAUGAAGAACAUGUUCAAAGAGAUUCAAGAGCAACAUAAAACUCAUGUUGAUAUCCUCGUGUCCAAUGCGGGCUAUGGAAAGAGGAUAGUAGAUGUCUGGGACAUUCCUUUGGAAGAGUUCGAAUACACUCUUAAUGUCAACCUAAGAGCAUCUUUCGUCCUAGUCAAGGGUGUUGUCGAAGGAAUGAAAGCACAAAAGUGGGGGAGAAUAAUCUUCAUGUCUUCCAUUGCAGCAUCUGGUGGAGGAAUUAAUGGAUGCCAUUAUGCAGCAUCAAAGGGUGGAUUGACUGGAAUGAUGAAGAACUUGGCUGCUAAAUUAGCACUACUCAACAUCUCAGUCAACGAUGUCGCACCCGCUUUGAUCGGAGAGACAGGUAUGAUUAGUGGUCCGGACAUAAUCCCUGGCGGUGUGGGUACGAUUCCUUUGGGAAGGCUUGGGAGUCCUCAAGAAGUUGCAAAUGUUGUAAGCAUGCUUGCGACAACAGGUUUCAUGACUGGACAAAGUUUAUUGAUUGCUGGAGGCCUGAAAUGAGUCAAGGCACGUCUGUAUGGUGCGGGAAGUCAAUGAAUCAAGUUUCCUACUUCAAACCAUAGAUAAUUAUGUUGAUGAUGAUUCUCUCAGGAUGUUCCAAAAGCCGCUUCACCUACACACCUUGACUUUACAGACAUCGGCU
Messenger RNA from Mollisia scopiformis, 1011 nucleotides. RefSeq names its product 3-ketoacyl-acyl carrier protein reductase. The transcript is spliced from 4 exons. The record is from RefSeq and is a predicted model, not a curated record. NCBI's taxonomy places the organism in Eukaryota, Fungi, Ascomycota, Leotiomycetes, Helotiales, Mollisiaceae. Gene Ontology annotation, molecular function: oxidoreductase activity, acting on the CH-OH group of donors, NAD or NADP as acceptor. Bases 108 to 869 code for a protein of 253 amino acids.